This is a messenger RNA of Anopheles bellator, 9927 nucleotides long. RefSeq lists its product as uncharacterized. Bases 1 to 9588 code for a protein of 3195 amino acids. Lineage: Eukaryota; Metazoa; Arthropoda; Insecta; Diptera; Culicidae. The record is from RefSeq and is a predicted model, not a curated record. The transcript has 6 exons.
AUGUCCAUCUUACUGCAAGAAUCGUCAGGUGGCAACGGAGGGACUAGUUCUAGCGCCUCCGCCUCUUCCUCGACACCGGUCGACAGCGGCGACCUGACGCCGGCUAUCGACGCAUCUUCCAAAGACGGAAGCGCCGGAGAAUGCAAACGAUACGGAAUCAGCUGGAAACGGUGCCUGGAGCUGCUCGCACAGAAGACAGUGAUCGAUAGCUGUUUAUGCGGCUGCGUGCAGAUCGUGUCGCCCGAAGAGGCCAGCACCGGGGGACAGAUUUGCGAGGCGGAACCGCACGACAAACACCUGUUUCCCGUCAAAUGCUGUUGCCGUGGUUGUCUGGUAUCGCGCGAAAUGGUAAUGCAACUGUACGCCGAAGACUGCCAGUACAAUUCACUGUGGGAACGAUUGCAGCUACUGAUGAAGCAAUACUACGAUCUGAUACCGGAAUCGGAGGACAACGCACUCUACAACCUAUACAUGGAGCUGAUGGCGAAGUCGUCGCUGAAGUGGCUGACGGAUGCACGGUUCAACUCCAAGAAUAUGAUCCAGGUUUCGCUCGCCUCGAAUCUGCCGCUCUCGAACGAGAUGACAUUCGUGAUGCUAUCGACUGUACUAAGUACUCGCGAUCCGCACCAACUGCUGGAGCUGCUGUGCUUUCAGCUGCGCUCGAUCGUCCAAGCGUAUUGCGUUGGAUUCGAGGAGCUAACUAGCGUGGCGGACGAUGGCCGUCGCUACUUCAAUCCACCCGACGUGCUGAAUUACAUUCUCGAUGGGUACGAGAAGCUGUGCCAGGCGGCACACACCGUUGCCCCACUGUUGAUGGUAUUGGAACAGUGCCACCUGGGGAAGUUUGAACUUAAUUGGCGGCUUAUCAAUCAGCGGAUUUUUCAGAGAUACUUCUACUUCGAAGUGAAAGACGUCGUGCCGGAUUGCAUCAUCCGGCUGCGCGAUGCAUUGCCGGACCGCGAGUAUCGCGAACUAGCCGACCGGUUCGCACUGUUUGACGAAGAGAUGCGAGUCGUUACUCAGGAAUGGAGCGACACGUGGCCACUGCUGCACAAUUACCAUAAGGCUCCGGAGGAUUGCGAGCGCCGGAAGCGUAUCAACUCGGUGUAUGCCGUGCUAAUGGAUAUCCGCGAGUCGAACUUUGUGCCCCAAUCAGAGAAACUAUUCGAGAGCCCGGACAGACCGAUGGCCGAGUGGUUGGAGCUUGAGGAUAGGUCACUGGUCUGGGAGUACGUGGUGCAUUGCCUCAAGACGAAAUGGGUGCCGUGCAUGAGUUCGCGUCUAACGACGGUUACGCCUGGCCUGAAGUGUCGCACGUGCUUUCGAAUGUUUUACGCACACGCCAUCAAAUGUCAAUGCCAAACGUGCAUCAUUGGUGGGGGAAUUUAUAUCGUAAAAUUGAAGAAGGAUCAGUUCUGUCCCCGCUGUUCGUGCCUCAAGUCGAUACUGGAGAAACAGCACAGUUUAAAGUACCUAUCCGUUUGCGAGAACAUCGAGGGCGUAAUGAUUAACGGCCACCAAGGAGCGAAAAGGCAUGUUGCAUCGUUAAAUGGCGUCGCAGCACUAGAGAAUGGCUUGGAAGAGGUGAUGCAACCUCCGGAUUUGCUCCUUGGAGAAACCCAGGAUGUCGGGCAGACCGGAUUCGAUGCCGUCUGUAAGGAGGUGGUUGCGCUGGGCACCGAUCAACCAGUAUACCACAUCGCUUGGGCCACUUUCAAGCAUCUGCGUGAUCGUGUUUCGUACGCAUCAACCACCCUCGAACCGCUCCGUGUAUGUGCGUUUCAAACCGAUCCGUGUCCAAGGGUAGCGUGCCGCGUUGCCAUUCAGAUGCUGGGCAUGCAAUAUCCCGUGAACCUGACGAAUCUGUUGCUCAAGUCGUACAAACCGCUCAACGAUGAGGGACAACGUGUAAUGGCAACCAACUGGAACGUUCAGGCACGCCACUUUCUGCGUAAGCUGUGCGACGAUAUCAGCAAACGGCCAAAAAUCGAACCGGACGAUCAAAUGUAUCCGCUCGUGAUAGUCGAUAUGUUGUGGGCAUCCACGGCACAUAACACUUCACCGAGCCUCUCCAGCGCUCGCGCCUCCGAGCUGGCCGAGUGGUUCAUGUACGACACGGAGGUACCGGCACGCAACGUGCUCUAUCAGUAUUUUACGAAGUUUUUUUUUGUAAAGGACGGCGACAUUGAGCUCGAUACGCAGUGCUUCCUGGGCGAGCGUGUAAUGCGACAACGCGGAAGGAUCAUGUCGCGCCGGUUGCGUGAAACGGUGUUACAGAAGCUUCAUCUGAAGUCAACCGCGCUUCUCACAUCUUGCCCGUCUAGCCUUUUGUUGACGGCUUCUUCCCCUGCACCCUCGUCAUCGCUGGAGCCCUCGGAAGCUUCGUCUCGACCGAAUCGAUUGACCAACGCGGUGCCCAUGUGCUCGCUGUCCAUGCUUUCCGCUGCCUGCUCCACAGAAGCUGCAGCCAGCACCGUCGUCACUUCGUUAUUCGAACAAAUGGCAGUGACUGCGGCCGCCGCCUGUUCGUUCAUUGAGCCUCUCACAAGGCUAAAAAUGGAUAGUGAAACGCAGACGCAGACGUGCCAGAGCUGCAACCAGUGCUUAGACGAUGUCAUAUCGAAGACGGACCUUUUGGACAAGCAACGCAACGAUCACAAACUGUAUAUCAAGGGAGUGGCGGAGUUGCUGAAGGAUGGACUUGGAAUGCCGACCCCGAGGUGCGAAGUGGCAAAAGCCAUCAUGAACGUAGCCCGAUUGGAUUUGGAACCGAAAAGCAAAAAAGAGGAAACGAAACCUGACAGUACGCCUUUAGUGACGAAUGGCACAGAGUGCAGAACUGAAACGGAAAACCUUGCCGUAAAAGCUGUUUCUAGUGCAACCACAACAACAACGCCUUCCGAGGUCGCUGAAUCAACGGAUCCAGCGUCACGGAGCAUAGUGACUAGUAAGAAAGCCCCAAACGGCGCGACACCACUGCCAACGAGAGAACUGCAACAGGUUCCCUCUUCGCAAGCCAUGCCGGCAAACAAUCAAUGUCGCCCAGCGGUUUUGCCAUUGGCAUCGAAAUCGAUGCUCAAUGAAACCUCAGCGACGGCUAAUGGAACGAAACAACCAGACGUCCCAACGUGCUGCCAUCAAAAAGAUGGUAGCAAGUGUACCGCUGGAGGGACAAUGACACCGAGCAACAAGCCCAUCAAGUCGGAUCUUCAGACGCCGGCAAAGUUAUCGGCCUUUGCGAAGAUGGCAGCUAACAAACUACCAGCCGCCAACCAAGGACCGCCAAAGUCCGUUUCCAACAACAGCAGCCCCAGCAGCAGCAGCACAGUUUCGACAGCCACGAGUGCAUGGCCGAAAGCAAUUAUAACUCCAAGUUGCAUCACCAAUUCCGUUCAGCAAUCGCCUCCUUCACCAGCCGUUUCAACACAAACGCCCCAGCACCAUGGGAAACAGUGUCCCUGUGGCAUUCCUUCGCAUGCGCCUGUCCCUGCCCACUGGCCAUCUGCCACGGGCGGCUCGUCUUCCAAGGUGACAGCACCGUUGCCUAAGCCAGUACCGGGAGGAACCUCAGGAGCUGCACCAGCGACAACACCAGGAGCAGCACCCGUUCAUCAGCAUCAACCACACUCGAAGGAUGACCACAAACCCGGGCGUCCGUGUCACCGGGCACCCAACAACGGCAGCAGCACCGGCGGAGACAAAGUGGACGGAUCAUGUGUUUGCUACUAUUGCACACUGUUCGGGCAGAGUGUAUGUUUAGAAUGCAAUCACAACCAGAGGACAAACGAAACACGCGAUAGGUUGCGAAAGAAGGUUAAACAAUUGCAAAGCAGUAAAGAGCAAAUCCAGAAGCAACAGCAACAGCAGCAACAAACGGCGCAUCAGUCAGUGGACCAGUCGAGCGCUGGGUUGAAAAACGACAAAGUUGCGUUGGGAGCAAGCACUGCGAAGCCCGCAGCGGGUGGUGGCAACAAGUCAGGCACCCCAGCUGCAGCUACGGAGAAGGUACCGGUUGGGGGACACGGUCCUAAGGAUUCCACUGCUCUCCAAGGUCAUAAGGGGAUGCCACAAAAGAAUGACAAAAAGGCGGCAAGUGCGAAAACUCCCGAGCCGUUGCAAUCGAUCGAAGACAUAUUGCGCUUCAUCGAAGGUGAUGAUAAUAAGGGUAAAAGACAGUCGGUGCCGGAUGCGAAACCGGGAUCAGCAGCGGCUGGUGAGAAAAAGGUGAAGAAAAAGCACAAGAAGCACGAGCAGAAAAUGAUUGCACAACUCGAGGACCUGCGAGAACAGUUCUACGCCUGCCAGAGGGAGGAACAGAAAGCUCUCAUGCAGUUCCAGACGAAGCUCAGCAAAAAGGAUCAAAAGCUGCUACGUGAUAACAUCCAAGCGUUCCGGUUGCGAAUAAACGAACUGCAUGGCGAAAUAAACACACUCGUCGGCAGCAUACGGAGCAGCAUACCGGACUUUCCUUUCAGGUUAGACGCGUUCGCUGUUCCGUCAGGCACCACCUGGCAAGAGGCAGCGGCAGCAGCAGCAUCAACUGGUGCCCUGGAACAACAGAGCACGGGUGGCCCGGCCGCUACCAUGCCACCGUUCGUACCGUCCAACAUGUGUCGAGCGACAUUUGCGAAGCUACAAGAAACGCUGAGUCUCAUACAGCAACAGAAGCAGCUUCAUCUGCAACACUUGCAGCACCAUCAGCAGAGUCAAAACGUGCUGAAGCAACAGCACCGCCAAGCACUGGAUCUACAGCAGCUCAACGACGCCGCCACCCGGCAGAUGGUUACGAUCAAGCGCACGUUUCUCCCGCAUGCCGAAGCACAGGUUACGGUCACGGCGAAGGGAGAGUCCCCCGACAUGGAUCAGGUGCUAUACACGUUCGUUAACGGGCAGCUCAUUCCCGCCGAAGCUUCCGCAGCGUCUACCGACGGGGCUGUACCGGCUCAGCACACCAUCAACGGUCAGCUCAGAGUGUCCGACACAGGAACUAAAACGAAGGCCGGCAAUGGAGCUCGCAAGAUGGACCCGCUGGUGGAACUAAGCCAGCAGGAGCAACGGUUGAUAGAGCAGUACCUGGAGCAGUUGCAGCAGCAACCGUCAACGUCGACCACGGUGGAAGAGCCUACGAAACGGUCGUCACGAUCGAAGAAAAAGUUCACCCCAGCGGCGCCUGUACCUCAGCAGCAGCAGCAAAACAUAUCAUGCAACGACCUCCUGCACGAGCGCAUUUUGCGCCAGAGUGUCGAGCUGAUGCAGAAUCUUCAGAUCGAUCGCAAAGGAGAUACGGAGAUGCUAAUGCUCGCGAACAAAGUGAGAAAGAACUUGCUUGAAAUGCAGACGAACCCGAGCAAGACAAUGGACGACGAUACCACAUCUGAUGGCGACAUCCGAUGCGUCCCCGUGCUACAGCCGUCAGUCGGCAGUGCCGCGAGUGACACGAAGAAACCUACGGCAGCUACGGAAGCUAGCAGCAAAGCCGCGUCGGAGCUACCCGCGGGAAAGAGUAAAAAGAAAAAGGAGCGUAAGAAGGACAAGUUGAUCGAUGAGAUCGACGAGAUUGUGGCGCGCCUCAAUCUGCUGGACAGCGAUGAAGAGGAAGGCAAACCGACGGGCGGUAAAGGCAAAAAGGCAGUCGAUGGCAGAACGGGUGUUAAUCGAAAGCAGAGCAAAGAUUCCAUCGUGUCCGGUGGCAGCGGUGGUGGAGGUCGGGGACAAAACGUGAAGGAACUGGCCAGUGCGAAGCCAACACAGUCCGCGGCUCACGCGGCAGCAAAUGACCAACAAAAACGGUCGCAAGCGAAAUCGAAUCAGUCUUCGGAAUCGACUAAGCACCAGCGUUCAUCGGAAGCAGCGCAAAAAAAGCAGACUGACGUGGGCGAAGGAUUGCGACCAUCGACCAAAGGAGCACGGACAACGUCGCUAGAGUUGAACAAAGCAGCGGUCAACAAGGAUCGCCCCAAGGAGCCAACUCCGCCGGUCGUUGUAGAGCCACCGGCAGCCGCAGGAGGUGCCACCGAACCGACCGCUCGCAAAAAGCUAAACAAAACUUUCAUCGAUCCCGAAUUCGACAACAACACCUUCCGAUUGCUCAAUUUGGAUGAAUCCGAGUCUGAGGUCGAGGAAGUGCUUGAAAGCGUGGAAGCGACGGUGCCAGUGGCGAUCGAUACGAUUCCUGCUAUCGUAGUGCCACCUGCGUCGGAAAAGGAAACCACCGAGCCGACACCGAGAGUCGAAGAUGCAUCAGCGAAGAAAACGAAGAAAAAGCCGAAAGAUUCCAGUCUUGCCGCGCCCAAGGCAACGACAAGUGUCGAUGGCGAGAAGGAUAAAGGCAAACAGAGUCGCAAAAAGGCGCCAAGUCAGCCUGAAUCCGGCCUGCAGUCGAACCAAAACAAGGGGGUAGCAAAAGAUGACGCCGUCGGUCAGUCGGCAGUAUCAUCGACUGCGGAGGUAAGCAAAACGAAGAAGCUAACGCCGGCCCAGUCGAUGGUGGAGAAGAUCAGUGCACUGCUCGACAGUCCCGGUCUGUCGAACCGGCAACGCAAGCAAAUGAUACGACAGCUGGAACAGGCACAGGCCAUCAUUCAAUCGCAGUUGCUACAGAACAGCGCCAAGACGGCCAAGGCGAAACUUGCACAACAACAACAGCAGCAACAGCUGACAGUGCAGGGUUCUUCCGGUAGGCAGGAUAGGUCCCUCAACUCGAAACAAACCGCUUCAAAUACUGGCAAACUAUCGAAGGAAGCUUCCACGGCGGCUGGGGCCCCGAAAGGCUCAAAGAAUCAGGUCAGCGGUUCGCCCGUGACAAUGGGGAGCGGUAUCAGUGUCAACAACAACAAUUUAAUGGAUCAGUUGAGCCGAGGUGUCCGUGUGGAGGGCUUGAAUCUACCACCGGGCAUCACACUGACUCGUGUCGAUCCAAGCCAGGCGGAAGCGUUGAAAGCGAAGCGGGAUUCGAUUCGCAAGAUUUGCGAACCUUUGAAACCGAUCGCUCCCAACUCAGCGGACCCGAGCCCCCUACUGCCGGGACAGUUUGUUGCCAAUCCACUCAGCCAGGGCAUGUUUGUCGUAAACCCGAUGGCAACCACCAGCCACACUGGACAGAAGAUCGGUAGUCACUUGGUGGCGCCUUCAGUGUCCGGCCAGGAUUCUGUGAUAAUGGUCAACACGGGCAAGUUGAAUGUCAACGAACGGCAGACGCUGGAUGCACUGGGCGGAGGUGAUCGUAAGAGACGCAACAAGCGACGUAAUAAAAAUAAAAGCAAAGAUCAAGAGACUUACGCCAACGACAACAGUGCACCGACCGCUGUGGGAUCGGGUGCGACCCGAAAAAUGGACGGCAACAAUAUCGUGACACUGCGCAAUCCCAUGUUUCAGGGGCUGUCCGCCGGUGCUGUUGGCCCAGGACAAGGCCGCCCUGGUGGUCCCAUGAUGCCGGACGUGCAGGGAGCCCGUAUGACUCUAGGCUACGAUCAGCCGGCCACGAUUUUUAAGAAUGACAACGGUAUGUUCACAAUUCGCAACCCUGCGCUGCACCAUGCGCUCUCCGGAGGAGCCCCACCGGAAGCGUCCGGUUUCCGACCCUUCAAUGCUGCCUACCUGGUCGAGAACGGUAUCAUGCCGCCAACCAACGUUUCCUUUGCCAGCUCUGCGGCCCCGCUUGUCACGGCCGCUGUGUCAACUGGCGGCCCGAUGGCAACCGGUAACGUUCCUACGUAUCUUCAACAGCGCUACCCCCCACCACCAACACUGCCCGGCGACGGAAUGAUGGUAGAGAGCGGUAUGGAGGCCACCGGCGCGGAACCACGGAAGUGCAAAUCCGUCAUCGGGAGUGAGAUGAAAAACGCUCAGAAGCACAAGCAGCAACAGCAGCAGCACCUCCAACAUCAACGUCCAUCAGGAACGUUACCGGUCGGAAAUUGGCAGCAUUUGAAUGGCUCGGUGGGACCAGCAGCUGGAACCGAUCUGUAUGGCUCGUCUGCGACCGGUACCGCCAUUGGCAGUGAUGUUGUUGGGCAACAUCAGCGUCCUUAUUCGUCCUUUGAUCAAUACAGUCUUAACGCUGGCUACGGUGGGAUGAUGGCCGCGCCGUCCGCUGGCUACUAUCAGAGUGUCGGAGCGACGCCAGUGGUCGGUUGCAGUGCGAUCGGUUCCGAACGAUCGCACGGUCUGUAUCUAGGCGGAACGGAAACGACGACGUCGCUCAACAGCAUUCCGCACUGCUGUGAUGACGACUCACCAAGCGCGUUCUUCAAGGGUAGUGGCCUUGGACUAGCCGGACCCACCGCCGGGGCCAUGAACCGGUACGACGAUAUGUCUUUUCUGCAAAGCCUGCAACCGGGCCAACGGCUCAACAGCGAGGUUACCAUCCACACCAUCAAUGAGUCAAAGAUGUUGCGACAACAGGCGCAAAAUUUGAGCAACGACAUCGAAAUAACCCGAAUCACCGCUCCGAUGAGUGCGAGCAGUCGGGCACCCGCCGUCACGUCGACAGGAAGCGCUAUUUCGUUGCAACAAAUGAUGCAGUUCAAGCAGCAUGAGCAGCAGCUGCAUCUAGCGAACCAUAGUCCCGGUUCCCGAUCGAUCGGAUCGAGCACUGGAGCUGGCGCAGCGCACAACGAUUUCAUGGACAGCCGCUCCAACGUCAGCUGUCCUGUCGCCAGUUCCGUUGGUUCGGAAAUACUGGCAUCAGCAUCGCACGAUAUGGAUGCCAAACGCUUCUUGCGCGAAUAUCAGCUGGGGCAGCUCCAACAACAGAUGCAAGAGCUGCAAAUUCAACCAUCCACCAACAAGCAGCAGCUGGAGCAACCGUUUUCGAGUGAAUUUGGAGAUACCAUGUUCACACCGAACCGAAUGCACAAUGUGAACGAUCUCGAUGCGGACAGCCUGGAAUCGAUGAAACGCCUAAAUUACUACUUCACCCCAGCGAACAGUGGGAAGCAAACGAUUGGUUUGGGAGGGUCAGAGUUUGUGAGCAAGAGUCCUGCAUCGUCGGCAAGUCACUCGGCUAGCAGUAGUGGGGAGAAGUUGUCGAUGUCGGACGGUUCGACCACCCUAACAACGGCCACUGUUUCCGGCGGGCUCGACAGCCGACGCGAUGACGAUACCAAUACCACAGGCCACAGCUUAACCGAGGACGGCAAUCCUGGUGGUGUGAGCAUGGUUGAGGAAUUGGAACGACCUCAGCAACCACCGAUCGGAACUCCUUCGUCGAAAAGCCUUCAACUGCAACGUCUUCAGCAAAACGGCGGAUCCGUUUCUACCACUGCCACCAUCAUCAACUACCCGGCUACGGCUGACAGUCCGGCAUCUUCGUUAUCUCUGUUCGAUGGCAUAUCGUCCUCGCUGAGUAGUCAGGCACAUUCUUUCGACGAUCUGUACAACGGCCUGCUAACUGUGUCGCCAACGACCACUGGCGGGGGUACUAGCGCCGCGGGAUGCAUUAACUUGAAUGAGAAUUUGAGCAUCCUACAACCCCAGCAACAAUCGAACUCCGAUCCUACGGUGAGCGGUACUGGAAGCGUCGCUGCCUCAUCCAAUGGACCGUCGGAAACUGUGUCUUUGCACGGAGACGAGAACAUGGAGAAUUAGGCUCUGUAGAACGGCAAGCAAAUGACACCUAUCUACAACAUCAAACCGGUACUCUCAAAGAGUAAAACCAUGCAGCCCUCUUGAGAUGCUGUCUCUAGCCCUCGAAAGAUAAUGCGCGCUCAGCUACCGUUCAUUGACUACGUUCGUUACCGAACAAAAAACAAACAAUUGUACAUAUAUUUGUCAAAAAUGGAAGGAACACAAAGCUUUCAAAGACACCCGGGCAUGCGCCGGAACCAGAAGCAUUAUUUCGAGAACCUUGCGGUGUCCGUCAUGCAGAUAACAUAACAUGGCAAACAAUAGUUACGGUCAACACUAGAUUGGGGCAAACAUUAUUAA